CGCCGCAUACGCUGCCAUCGCGGGAGGGAGACGCAGAGCCUUCGGAGCCCCUUUCCGCCGGCGCCCAAGCGUUCCCUCCCCUAGACCAUCCCGCGCCCGCCCCUAGCCGCGAGCCAAGGCCGGCACCCCGCCCGGAGAUGGGCAGACGCGUAGAUGGCGCGGCUCCCGGCGCCGCCAGAUCGGAGGAACCCGGCGCCGGGGCGCUGCGCUGAAGCUCCUAUUCGGCGCGGCCCGGGAAGCCUGCAGGUGUCCUUGGCCACUCGGCCGCCGCCCGGGGCACUCCUCCGCCUCCACCCGGUGCCCUGCCCUCCGGAGCCGCCCCGCCCUCCAGGCUUAGCAGCGCGCAGGACGCCCCGUCUGAGCCCCCCCUCCCCCCGUCCCGGCGCGGCCCCCGCAGCGCGGCGCCCAGCCCAGCGCAGCUCCCUGCCACGGACGCAGGACCAGGGCUCGCUGCUGCGGGCGUGCUUGUUUUCCUGCUGCCGCCCGGUCCUGCGCAGCCCCGGCCCGCCGGUCCAUCUCUCUCGGCUCGGCCCCGCCCGCCACCCUAACCCCGCGCUGGAUUUAUGAAUGGGGGGAAGAGGCCACAUGCGGCCGCCACCGCCUGGUGUUGACCGCACGCUGCCCGGGCCCGCAGAGCUCCGGCUAUCGUGAGAGCGUCGGCCGGGCGUCCGCAGCCUCUCGGAGGACUUGUUGCUGCUGCACCGCCGCCGCCGCCCAGGGAAACCGGCCGCUCUCCCGCUCGGCGCGGUCUGGGAGCCGGAGGGUGGCUAGUGUGAGUGUGAGCGCGCGCGCACCGAGGACCCUCGCGGCGUCCGGGACUGUGCUCUUCUCGGUCUCUCAGGGGUUGGGGGGCGUGUCCCCGGCCCCGAGUGUCCGUGCAUCAUCCCCCCUUCUAACGGGAGGGCGUCCGUGUGUUAGCUCCUAAUUCCCGGGACCCCCCGUUGGCAUCUCCCGCUCUGGUCCCCACCUCCUCCCUCGCUGGCUCUGCCUCCCCAAAUCCCAACCACCUGUGCACCCGAGAAACCCAACUCCUCCCGCUUGGCACCCCCGGGGGUUGGGGGGGAGGCAAGGGCAGGGCCCACGCCGCCGAAGGGGCCGCUGCCGCCUCCUGCCACCUCCUCCUCCUCCUGGUCUCCUCCCCCUCCCCGGUCUGACGCUGCCUCCUCUGGAAGGGUGUUUGGAGGGCAGCGGCCGCCCCAAGCCGGAGCCCCGCAGCGCUUCUUAUGAUCAGCUCGGUGUGUGUCUCCUCCUACCGCGGGCGCAAGUCGGGGAACAAGCCUCCGUCCAAAACAUGUCUGAAGGAGGAGAUGGCCAAGGGCGAGGCGUCGGAGAAGAUCAUCAUCAACGUGGGUGGCACGCGACAUGAGACCUACCGCAGCACCCUGCGCACCCUACCUGGCACCCGCCUCGCCUGGCUGGCCGAUCCCGAAGGCGGGGGCCGGCCGGAGCCGGAUGGCGGCGGUGCAGGCAGCAGCGGCAGCAGCGGCGGCGGGGGCUGUGAGUUCUUCUUCGACCGGCACCCGGGUGUCUUCGCCUACGUGCUCAACUACUACCGCACCGGCAAGCUGCACUGCCCCGCCGACGUGUGUGGGCCCCUCUUCGAGGAAGAGCUCACUUUUUGGGGCAUCGACGAGACCGACGUGGAACCCUGCUGCUGGAUGACCUACCGGCAGCACCGCGACGCCGAAGAGGCACUGGAUAUCUUCGAGAGCCCGGACGGGGGCGGCGGCGGCGGCGGCGGCGGCGCAGGGCCCAGCGACGACGUUGGCGAUGAUGAGCGGGAGCUGGCCUUGCAGCGCCUGGGCUCCCAUGAAGGAGGCGCGGGUCCGGGCGCCGGGUCCGGGGGCUGCCGUGGGUGGCAGCCCCGAAUGUGGGCGCUCUUCGAGGAUCCCUACUCCUCUCGGGCAGCCAGGGUGGUAGCCUUUGCCUCUCUCUUCUUCAUCCUGGUCUCCAUCACCACCUUCUGCCUGGAGACCCACGAGGCCUUUAACAUUGACCGUAAUGUGACAGAGAUCCACCGUGUAGGGAAUAUCACCAGCGUGCGCUUCCGGCGGGAAGUAGAAACAGAGCCCAUUCUGACCUACAUUGAGGGUGUGUGUGUGCUAUGGUUCACUCUGGAGUUCCUGGUCCGCAUUGUGUGCUGCCCCGAUACCCUGGACUUUGUCAAGAACCUGCUCAACAUCAUCGACUUUGUGGCCAUCCUGCCCUUCUACCUUGAGGUGGGACUGAGUGGCCUGUCAUCCAAGGCAGCCCGAGAUGUGUUGGGUUUCCUGCGUGUGGUGCGCUUCGUGCGCAUCCUGCGGAUCUUCAAGCUCACACGCCACUUCGUGGGGCUGCGUGUCCUGGGCCACACGCUUCGUGCCAGCACCAAUGAGUUCCUGCUGCUUAUCAUCUUCCUGGCCCUGGGCGUGCUCAUCUUCGCCACCAUGAUCUACUAUGCCGAGCGCAUCGGAGCCAGGCCAUCAGACCCACGGGGCAAUGAUCACACUGACUUCAAGAACAUCCCCAUUGGCUUCUGGUGGGCUGUGGUCACCAUGACGACACUCGGCUAUGGGGACAUGUACCCUAAGACAUGGUCAGGGAUGCUGGUGGGGGCACUAUGUGCGCUGGCUGGUGUGCUGACCAUUGCCAUGCCUGUGCCUGUCAUUGUCAACAACUUCGGCAUGUACUACUCCCUAGCUAUGGCCAAGCAGAAGCUGCCCAAGAAGCGAAAGAAGCAUGUACCACGGCCAGCCCAGCUUGAGUCACCCAUUUACUGCAAGUCCGAGGAGACAUCGCCCCGGGACAGCACCUACAGUGAUACCAGCCCCCCUGCCCGGGAAGAGGGUAUGGUUGAAAGGAAACGGGCAGACUCUAAGCAGAAUGGUGAUGCUAAUGCGGUGCUCUCCGAUGAGGAGGGAGCUGGCCUCACCCAGCCCUUGGCCUCUGCCCCUACCCCAGAGGAGCGUCGGGCCCUGAGACGCUCAGGCACACGAGACAGAAACAAGAAGGCAGCUGCCUGCUUCCUGCUCAGUGCUGGGGACUAUGCCUGUGCCGAUGGCAGUGUCCGGAAAGAGACCUGCCAAGACGCCCUCUUGUCCAACUAUGCCCACGCUGAAGUCCUCACCCUCUCUUAAAGCGGCACCAACGUGAGAGAGACAGGCAGACAGACAGAAAGCCAGAGGCUUAGGGAAACUCUGGAACCCAGGCACGAAUCUUUUGCUGGGAAAGACUGAUAUCCAUGUUUGCACAGGACUGGUGGAGAAAUCUCCCAUGUGACCCUCGGUGCCCAGAGCCAUCUGGGUCUAAUAUUCUGUUCUACUGUACAUUGAAGAGACAUAUAUGCACAUAUAGUAUCUAUAUUCAUACAUACUAUACUCUUCUGUGUAGUGCACGUGCUACUGGUGGUCUGUCUUCUCUGUUAGGCUAUGUCUCCCAAGCCCUUUCCCCAACCUGUUUCUCCUCCCCUCCCCUCUUCACGGAUUGUAUCUUCUGACUAUAUGUGUGGAAUGUUCCAGGAAAAGUAUACCUGGGAUCUGCCCCUCCAGUUGGGCAGUCCCCAGCUACUCUCUCUCAGGGGUGUUUCCCCUGCCAGCAGGUGGCCUGUUGAAGUCUAUUGAAGGCAAGACUGUCCUCCAGGGUCACUGCUUCACUAGCCCAACCCCACCCCAGAUUGGGGUUCUACCUCCCACCUCACCCCAGUUUGUGGGGGACUUUCAGGGGCUCUUCUGCAGCCUCUGUCACUCCUUCCAGCACUCCUAUCUAUGUCCUUGACAGAGGGGGUCAUUUUGUCCUUUUCAUUUUUGAUCUUCUGUGUGUGUCUCCUUCAUCCAUUUGUUUUUGAAGAUGCUGCUGGGCAGACGGGCAGGGAAGGGGGUCUGUUUGCCCAUUUGGCUCAGGGGUCUGAGAAGGGGAUGCCAUGGGCGAGAGGAGACAAGUUGCAAUACUGUACUUCCUGGCCAGUGGCCAGAGGACGCGUGCAAUAGUGGAGGCCAGGUGACCCCUUCAGCCUUGGCCUCUGCCCCUCCCUCAGCCCUCCCUACCUACUCUCUUCCCUCCCUGCCACCCCCCUCUGGUGUUGGUCAGUCCUUUUCUAAAGCUGUCCCCUUGUCUGUGUCUGAGGCGCCUAGGCCGGGCCUGCUGCCCUGUCUGCAUGUCCUCAACUGUCAUGCUGUGCUCGAGCACCAAUAAAGACAUCAGAGUGUC
Nannospalax galili (Upper Galilee mountains blind mole rat) is the source of this 4185-nucleotide messenger RNA. It is a transcript of the gene Kcnc4, whose product is annotated as potassium voltage-gated channel subfamily C member 4. The coding region runs from base 1224 to 3116 and encodes 630 amino acids. Gene Ontology annotation, molecular function: delayed rectifier potassium channel activity; protein binding. Gene Ontology annotation, cellular component: dendrite membrane; voltage-gated potassium channel complex; axon. The record is from RefSeq and is a predicted model, not a curated record. The transcript has 4 exons. Lineage: Eukaryota; Metazoa; Chordata; Mammalia; Rodentia; Spalacidae. Gene Ontology annotation, biological process: potassium ion transmembrane transport; protein homooligomerization.